UGCUUUUCAUUUUAUAAUUGACAUCCAAGAUCUCGGUAAGACAGCGAUCUCCGUGGGACGCCAGUGUGUCGGGUUUGUGUUUCAGUAAAGGAUCUUUGGCCACAAGACUGAUAUCACGGAUGACUGUAACCCGCACCAGAAGAUAGCGUUCUUAUCCUGUGCUCGCGCUGCAGCAGGAACAGUUAGAAUGUCCUGCAGAGAACUCUCAGUGUGACUGAGAAUCCCACGAAUCAACCAGAAGUCCUUGUUCUAGCCGGUGGGACCAUGUAUGUGUUGUGCACACUCGUACUGCUGUCCAUCCACAACCUGUUUAAAAGAUCCAGAGCACUGGAGGCCCCUGAGGCUGAGCCUGAGGCUGUGGAGAAAGCUGAGAAGCCCAAGCAGGAGACACCUCUGUCAAGCCACAGGAGGAGAGCAAAACACUCCCUACCUGGAAGCUCUGGAGCUCCGAAUGGUGGUCAUACAGGCAGCAGGGCUGGAGCCAGUGGCCGAAAGAAAUCGGGCAGGACAGAACAUCUGGGGAACGCACCUGGCCGCAGCAAGAGAGUCCAGCCGGUCCAGCGGUGUGGUCUCCUCGGCCCGGCGGCCAUGUUCGGCACACGGAAGACCUGGGACCUCGGCCACACCCCCUGCCUGCAGCAGCUCUGUUACCAAGACCACUCAUUGGAUGCAAGUUCAGUGGAUUUCCUGAUGAGCGAUGGUGAAGAGGAGAGCUCCUUCUUGACGUUGCCUAACACAGUCCUCCAGCGUCCCUGUUUGACCCCUGAUCUUUCUGAUCCUCCUAUCUCAGAACAGCAGCAGCUGCUCAUACAGGCACUACAAGAGAAAGUGUUCCAAGCUCGUUUGUGUAGCGAAGACGCCGCCAAAAGAUUGCUUCUCCAGCAGCUGCAAACGCAGGAGGUCUACCAAGACCACGUAGCCAGACAAGACCAACCAGAAAUCAGCCUAGAGCAUCAGUACACCAACCAGGAGCCUCUAGAACCGCCCAGCCUGCAGGAGAACCAGCUCAGCCAAGCUGACUUCAGCACAGGUGUAAGGCGAUCAAGUGCAGGAUCACAGAGUCUACAGGAUCAUCCUGAACCUGCUCGGGAGAGGAAAGUUCACCCACAGCACCCUCUGCUUGAAGAGGAGGCCCAACAGCUCGCUCUCAUCACAGGGCUGCACACACAGAUUGAGGAGCUGGAGAAGAAAUUGUUGGACCAGACGCAGGAGGUGGAGAGACUGCGCUCUGAACUGGGGGCGACAGACCUGGAAAAGCAGCUGGAGCGGCUGGAGAGUGAGAACCAGCGGCUCAAACAGGAGCUGAGAGCCAGCAAUGCCCACGAGCCUCCAGCCACCUGCUCCAGCUCUGCCUGCCCUCACAGCCAGGAUGCGGAGGUCUUCCGGACGGAGCUCUCUCGCCGUGAGGAACAGUGCCAUGAGCAUGAGCGGCGGCUGGCUAUGCUGGAGCAGCAGGUGCAGGAGCGGACGGUCCUGGUGGCGCAGCUGCAGGAGCAGCUGGAGGAGGCCUCACGGCGCAGGCACGAGAUCCAGCAGCAGUUAGAAGGGGCCUUACAGCGCAGGGCUGAGAGCGAGGAGCGGCUCACCGCUCAGCUCAGAGACGUAGAAGAAGCCCUCAGCCGCCAGGCUGCAGCACCUCCACAGGUCAAGUAUGUAACUAAGACAGUAGAGGUGGAGUCCGCUCAGUGUAAGCAGGCUCUGGUGGACGCUCAGGCUCGUAACCAGGUUCUCCAGGAGCAGCUGGGGGUCCAGAGGGAGCUCCUCCGAGAACUGGAGCAGCAACUGCAUGAAAGCCAAAGGACCAGCAGCCACUUACGCCAGCAGAUCCUGGUGUAUGAGGGUGAGAUGGAGCGAGCUCAAGGCCAGCUGGAGGCAGAGCUGCAGAGUCUGGAGGAGGAGAAGAACAGAGUGAUAGAAGAAGCCUUCAUCAGAGCCGAGAGUGAAAUGAAGUCUGUGCACGAGAACCUCGCAGGUGUGCGGAUGAACUUGUUGACCUUGCAGCCUGCUUUGAGGACACUCACCUGUGACUAUAACUGUCUGAAGAGACAGGUGCAGGACUUUCCUUAUAUGCUGGAAAAGGCUAUCGCUGAAGCCAAACAGGAGAUCUGCCAGGUGAUCGGAGAAGUGAGCAGUGCUAAUCAGGAGCUGCUUCGCAAAUACAAGAGGGAGAUGAACCUGAGGAAAAAGUGCCACAAUGAACUGGUGCGCCUGAAAGGAAACAUUCGGGUGUUCUGCCGGGUUCGUCCUAUGUGCCAGGAAGAAACGGAGUCUGACAGCAAGAACAUGGUGACCUUUGACCCAGACGAUGAUGCUGUGCUCUACCUUUCCAAUAAGGGCAAGCUCAUGACAUUUGAACUGGACAAAGUUUUCCCCCCUCAGGCCACACAGGAGGAGGUGUUUCAGGAAGUGCAGUCCCUGGUCACAUCCUGCAUAGAUGGCUAUAACGUGUGCAUCUUUGCUUAUGGUCAGACAGGCUCAGGAAAGACCUACACCAUGGAGGGCAUUCCUGAGGACCCUGGCAUUAACCAGCGAGCCCUGCGCCUGCUCUUCUCUGAGGUGUCUGAGAAAAAGCCUGACUGGGACUACAACAUCACAGUCAGCAUGGUGGAGAUUUACAACGAGACGCUGCGGAAUCUUUUAGGAGACAACCCGAGCGAGAAGCUGGACAUUAAGAUGUGUCCGGAUGGAAGUGGUCAGCUGUAUGUUCCGGGUUUGACUGAAUUCACAGUGGAGAGCGUGGAGGAUAUUAAUAAGGUGUUUGAACUGGGUCACAUGAACCGGGCGACAGCGUGCACCAACCUGAACGAACACAGUUCACGUUCUCACGCUCUCCUCAUCGUCACUGUCGCCGGCUUCAACUCCUCCACAGGACACCGAACUUCAGGUAAGCUGAACCUGGUGGACUUGGCGGGUUCUGAGAGAAUUGCUAAAUCGGGUGCUGAAGGAAGCCGCCUGCGCGAGGCACAGUGCAUCAACAAGUCCCUGUCGGCUCUCGGUGAUGUCAUCAAUGCUCUGCGCUCCCGGCACUCGCACGUCCCCUUCCGCAACUCUCGCCUCACAUACCUGCUCCAGGACUCGCUCAGCGGAGACAGCAAAACACUCAUGGUUGUGCAGGUCUCUCCUUUAGACAGUAACAUCAGUGAGUCCGUCUGCUCUCUGAAGUUUGCUCAGCGUGUUCGCACUGUCGAGCUUGGUCCAUCCUCUUCCUCACGAAGACAUGCAGAGAAUUCCUCAACGUCCUCCUCACCUACUCAUGAUAGUGUGGAGCUGGACUCUCCUCCAGUGACCCCAGUGCCCCUCCCCAUCUCCAGAGCCAGCAGUGCAGGCUCCACUCUGUCCUCCAGCUCCAAAAGCACUACCACGCGUAGGAGGUCCCAAAGCCAGCUCGCUACAGACAGACAGGUAGACAGAGGCAGCCCAUUGGUUGGGAACAGUGGGCAGGACGAAUGAAGAUAACUGUAUAACACUACUACAAAGUCAUGGUGCUGAGAGGCUGCCUUCAAGUACCAUCCCCUAAACUCCAUCCACCAAUGAAACCCUCUCUUCUGAGGAGUACGCCAAUAGAGGACUUUUAUUUCAGACCCGAGGGCUGGAGACGAACCAAACCGGCUCAUCGGGGUCAUGCACGGUAUCUUUACGAAAUUGUUAGUGGAAAAACUUGACUUGAAGUAACAGCUGAUGACUGACGAAUCUGCACUCCCUCUGACCUCUCGGCCGCACCUGCUGGCUCAGGGACGUGAAGACUUUUUCUCAUUUCAUUCGCAGUGUUUGUUGACGUUAAAUGCACUUUAGCACAGGCUGAUCUUACCAUUUGUGGUGUUCAACUAUCCAGUCUCAUUUAAAAUAUCACAUGACUGGUAUUGAUUUUUUUUAAUGUACGUGUCUGUAUGUUUAUUAUUUUUUGACAGAGCUCAUGGUGUCAUUUUUUUUCCAUCAACCAAGGUCCUUUUAUUUUAAGCACAAGAACAACAAACUCGUACUUCCAAAAGGCGCUAAGCUUUAAUACGUUUCUGUGUGCUAGUGACGAUAAGCAAUACUACAGGCCGAGUUUGGCCGCUCCAGUAGCAGAUUGUGUUUUUUUGUGUAUAUUUGGCAUCUCGAAGGCCAAGCGGCGAAGUCUUCCUGAUACAAGCAUGUGGAUGUAGUGUCAGAUCUGUCUGCUCAUGCUCCAUCUGUUCGACAAUCAGUGUAGCAGUGUACAAACAGUGAAACUGGCCCAUCAAGCGCAUAACUUAUUCUGCAGUUGCUGUAAAUAGGAAUGCUCUGAAUUUUAGCCCACAGUCAAGCAGUGUAAUUUCCUCGGUGGACGCAAGUUUUCAGCUGAACUCUUCAUCUGAAGUGCAUCGCUGAGAGAGAACUGUCGUUGGACUUGGGUUUCUGCUUGCUUCUAAUCGUGAUGAUGUAGGUUUGUAUGCAUUUUUGGUUUUGUACACUUUUUAAUAAAUGCCAUAAACAUGA
Molecule: messenger RNA, 4458 nt
Organism: Colossoma macropomum (tambaqui)
Lineage: Eukaryota; Metazoa; Chordata; Actinopteri; Characiformes; Serrasalmidae
Gene: kifc3
Product: kinesin family member C3
Biological process (GO): microtubule-based movement
Molecular function (GO): microtubule binding; microtubule motor activity; ATP binding
Source: RefSeq, a predicted model, not a curated record